AUGGAAUCUGUAUGGAAACGAAGGUGGUAUCUUCAGCUGGGCUGUAUAUUGAUACUGAAUUUGGUUUAUGCCAAUCUAGACUACCAAAAAGAAACUCCUCCAAGCCUGGGUCAGAUUGACCAUCAGUGCUGGGAGGUGUCGUCCCAUGAGUUGGUGGAAAUGAAGAAACUCAAGGUAGCGGAUACGGUCAUUGCUCUCUGGGACUUCAUGAUGUUCCUAAAGGAAUCCCCUAAGCCCAAGCACAAUGACCUCUUCAAUGAUCUAGCUCAGAACUUCUGGGACAUGUAUGUAGACUGUGUGCUCUCAAGAUCUCAUGGAAUGGGCAGAAGACAAUUAACUCCCAGAUUUUCUUCCACGUACUCACAUAGAACUUUAGAAGGAUCUGCUUUUACCAACCCAUUUUAG
This is a messenger RNA of Falco peregrinus (peregrine falcon), 405 nucleotides long. It is a transcript of the gene FAM237B, whose product is annotated as family with sequence similarity 237 member B. Bases 1 to 405 code for a protein of 134 amino acids. NCBI's taxonomy places the organism in Eukaryota, Metazoa, Chordata, Aves, Falconiformes, Falconidae. The record is from RefSeq and is a predicted model, not a curated record. The transcript is spliced from 2 exons.